AUGUUUGAGGGUUCAGUGACGGAUAGGGGGCAGCUACGGGUGGCUUUGAACGCCAGGACCGGCCCAGACCCGGUCGAGAUCACCUUACCAGCCGCAGGCGGCCAGAACAUCAACGUGGCACCCAUAUCCGCCGACUUGCACGAGGCAGACCUACACCCAGCGUACAAGAGUUCGUUCCUCGUGUCCAACGCCUCGGCGACCUCGCGCCACAUCAUCACCGGCUCCGGCAUGCUCUCCAAAUUGCUGCAGAACCAGGCCGACAACUUCACCAAGAAUGUCCAGCCGAGCGCCAAGCCCAUGCCCUUCAAGCCCGCCACGGUGCUCCGAGUCACGGUCAAGUUCGAGUGCUCGUUAAACCCCGUGGGUAUCAGGGUUGAAGCCAAGGUUAAUCUCCACGCUCUAACCAAGACGGUUGGCCCCAAUAUCCAAGUUGCCCAACGCGGCCGUAUCCGUGACCUAGGGUCGGUAGUACCAUUCCGGUCAAGCGUAUCCAUUUCCAUGCCUCCGGCUUCUAAAUCCGAGCUUUUUGGCUGA
Messenger RNA from Chaetomium fimeti, 534 nucleotides. RefSeq lists its product as uncharacterized. Bases 1 to 534 code for a protein of 177 amino acids. NCBI's taxonomy places the organism in Eukaryota, Fungi, Ascomycota, Sordariomycetes, Sordariales, Chaetomiaceae. The record is from RefSeq and is a predicted model, not a curated record. The transcript is spliced from 4 exons.